CGCAUUUUUAGCUCUGACUGUAGGAAAACAAGUAGGUGCUCUCAGCGAUGCGUCGUCGCUGCCACAUUGUUGAAGACCUAGGAUUUCCGUAACUUGGAGAGGAACGAGUAAAAACAAGCGUAGCCUCAAAGCAUGAACUGUAAAAAUCAUGCAGAUCAUGGUGCCUUGUGGUUCUUCGAUGUUCGCGCCUGAAAAUAAAGGUCCUCUAGUACGGCACGUGAAAAUCUCGAGGAGCAGGAGCACGUCUAAUGGCCAAUCUCUAGUGCAGGACAUGAAAGCUUUAACAACUAGGGCGCAGCAUGCUGCCUCGGCGGACAUCCAACUUCUAUAUUGGCGCCCUUAUUCUCUCCUUUAGCGCCCUCCACCCUUGUACGAGUUUUGCCGCGAACCACUCAUCUUCCAACUCUAGUAACUACAACAGUGGAAGUAAUACAGAUGGUAGUGGAGCAGGUACAGGUACUAGUGGCACAGGUAGUUCUGGGAACAACAGCAAUGGUAGUUCUAAAAAUAAUGUGACCAACGGAACCAACAACAGUAACAACACCAGCAUUCCCUGUCUCUGUCCUAAUGGGGUUGCGGUAGUGGGCGCAAACUGCGCCGAAAAUAAUGGUACCUCUGUGGCCUGUUCUUCCUGCAAUGACGGGUAUAAUUUGAAUGUAACUAGUGGCGCAUGCGAUGCCGAUGCAGCUUCUCCAACCACGGUCGCACCUGGAGGAGAUGGCGGAAAUACGUCUGCAGGCACGGGAGAUGAUAGUGGAGAUGGGUCAACGGCAGAUAGCGGGACGACGUCAGAUGAUGGAGCGACAAGUUCAAAUUCUUCGUUUAAGGCACGUAUAUUUCCUAUUUGAAUAGUGAUUCGUUCUCUUGAAGUAUUUGCACAUUCACCCUACCACCACUUCACAUAUCAAAUCUUUCUAAUCCUGCGUCUACAACGGAUGAGGCACCCGUCCUCGACGAGACUGCUGAGGAGGAAAUACAGAGCGCAGGAGCAGCUACCGAGAGCUUUGAUACAUGGCCUCUGGUGCUCGCUGCUAUCAGUUUAGUGGCCGCCUUUGCUACUUUUGGCGUACUACACGUUAUCGACACAAAGCUACCCCGGGGCAAGAAUCAGGGUGUGCUUUCCCUACCACCUCGCAAGCUAAGAAUAAGCGAAAGUGUGGCUCGUAUAAGAAGGGGUAAAAAACCUGGUAGUAAAAAAAAUUUACGCGCAAGGAUAGCACCUGUAGAGGAGGACAGCGAUGCAGGCGAUGAUGCCGACGGUCCCGAAGAUCCUGAUGAUGAUCAUGAUGAUGACAGCGAUGAUGAAUGACAAUGACGAUAGAGAUAGGUGUCGUAUCUUAAUAGACCUAGUAUAAGUAUACGCUAGAAGCGCUGCAGUCAAUAUGUAGUGAAAGAAUGAAAAUCAAUACGGC
Molecule: messenger RNA, 1412 nt
Organism: Amoebophrya sp. A25
Lineage: Eukaryota; Dinophyceae; Syndiniales; Amoebophryaceae
Source: the annotation of a GenBank genome assembly